AUGCCGCCAAUGAAACCUUUUAGAAUUAACAAGCAGACUGGGCCCAAAGACAAAAAUAAAGGACCUAGGCAGCAGUCUAAAUCAUCUUCAUCUAAGAGUAAUCGCGACGAUGAUGACUUUUUUUUGGAUAAUGGGGGACCAUCAAAUAUGAAUGAUAAACAAAAAUCAAGAUCAUCUCAUCCACCUCAUUUAAAAGGACGAGAUAUUGGCUUGUGGCAUGCUCGUAAACAAGCAAGUAUGCGAGAGGAUGAAGAAAUGCUUGAUAUGACUAGACCUAAAGUUAAGCCACCUUCUCAUUUAAGAGGUCGUGAAUUAGACAUGUGGCAUAAGGAACAAAAUCGAUUAUGGCAGAAAUCCAAAAAGAAAGAACAACAAAAAGAACUCGGAAAAUGUUUUAUUAAGCUAAGAAUUGAAGGAAUUGGUCGUAUGGAAAUGCAGUUUCAACAACUUGAAGAAGAAUUGCCGAUUCCCGAUGAAAACAUUAAACCAAUCCCAUGUGUUAUACCAAAUUCCAAAUUGAAUACAAAAGAUUAUAGAAAUCAUAAUUAUAGAGCUUUAAAUCUUUUGACUUUAAAAGAUGAAGAUGUAGAUGAAAACGCCGAGUACAUAAUAGAUAGAUAUAAAAAACUGGAAGAUUCAAGUUUCAAAAGAAAAUUUUUAGAUAAAAUUACUGGAUCUAUGGAAGAAAAUCUUGUUGCAUCUAUUCAAAGUAAUAUGAAACUUCAAAAUGAUGAAUCCAAAAAUGCAUUUUUAAGAAAUGAACUUGAAAAUAAACGUAAAAGUACUAAAUAUAGAUCUAUGUGUGAAAUCAGAAAAAAACUGCCUUCGUAUAGUAAAAAAAAUGAAAUUUUAGAACUCAUCCGUAUGAAUCAAGUUAUAUUGAUAAGUGGUGAAACAGGUUGUGGUAAAACUACCCAAAUGGCACAAUUUAUUCUUGAUGAUGCUAUUAUGUCAGGCCGUGGUUCAACAUGUAGAAUUGUUUGUACUCAACCAAGAAGAAUCAGUGCUAUAUCAGUGGCUGAACGUGUCGCUGAUGAAAGAGCUGAGCGUAUCGGAGAAGCAAGUGUUGGUUAUCAAAUUAGGCUCGAAAGGAAACUGGGUCGUGAAUUUGGAUCUAUAUUGUUUUGUACUACUGGUAUUUUACUUCAACAUAUCCAAAGAGAUUCAGCUUUAAAUUAUUACUCGCAUAUUAUUAUUGAUGAAAUACAUGAACGUGACACCAUUAGUGAUUUUACAUUAACUAUUCUCAAGAGCAUCAUACCUGUUAGACCUGAUAUUAAAGUUAUAUUAAUGAGUGCAACAUUAAAUGCUGCAGCAUUUUCGAAGUAUUACAAUGACUGCCCAUCUUUGAAUAUACCUGGGUUCACAUAUCCAGUUGAAGAACUUUACCUUGAAGACAUUUAUACAUUAAAUAGGUUUAGAUAUUUUCCUAAAAAACCAACCCAAAGAUCUCGCAAAAUAAAACCUGGUGAUCCAUUUACUGAAUUUGUAAUUCCUUAUGUGAAUGAAAUGAGAAGAUUCAAAAAAUAUCCUUUAGCAAUAUUGAAUUGGUUGGAAAAUCCUAUGUCUGAAGAUACAGAUUAUGAAUUGAUUUUAGAAAUCAUAUAUUACAUUUGUAAUAAUAAAGAUGAUGGAGCUAUACUUGUUUUUCUAUCUGGAUGGGAUCAAAUAUCAAAACUGACAAAAAUUUUAAAAGAUAAAGGCUUUGGAAAUACAUCUCGAUAUAUACUAAUUCCUUUGCACUCCAUGUUACCAACUGUAUCUCAAAAAUCUGUUUUUGAAUCACCACCUCGAGGUGUUCGUAAGAUCAUAUUAUCCACAAACAUAGCAGAAACCUCAGUUACCAUAGAUGAUGUAGUUUAUGUAAUUAAUAAUGGCCGGAUGAAGUUAAAAGGAUUUGAUGCUGAAAAUAACAUUGGUACCCUCAAUGAAGAAUGGGUGAGCUUAGCUAACUCUAGACAACGUCGGGGUAGAGCGGGUCGUGUAAGGCCUGGUAUUUGUUAUCAUUUGUAUACAAGAGGACGCGAAAGAUCAUUUAAUGAUUAUGUACUACCUGAGAUGAUGCGGACAAGCUUGGAAGAAGUAAUACUUCAAGCUAAAAUAUUACAAGUUGGUAUGGUAACCCCGUUUUUGGAGAAAGUUAUGAAUCCACCUGAAACCAAAGCUCUUGAAGUAGCUUUAAAACUAUUGAUAGACUUGAAUGCUUUGGAUGAAAAAGAAAAUCUUACUCCAUUAGGGUUUCAUCUAGCAAAAUUGCCAAUUGGGCCACUUGAAGGUAAAAUGAUAAUUCUAGGCGCAAUGUUUAGUUGCCUGAGUCCAAUAAUGACAAUUGCUGCUAGUUUAAAUUUUAAAGAUCCUUUUGUUAUGCCAGCAAAUAAGGAAUACCAAUGUCGUGAAAUAAAAAAAGAUAUGGAUGAAGGACAUCAAAGUGAUCACCUUAUGGUCACAAGAGCAAUGAGUAAAUUUUUACUAGCGAAACAAGAGAAUAGAGCAUGGGAAUUUUGUAGAGAAAAUUUCCUUAUGUAUAAUACAAUGAAUAUGUUGCAUGAAUUAAAAUCUCAAUACGCUAAGUAUUUAUGUGAUCUGGGAUUCAUUAAAACUUCCAGUUAUACCGACUCUGAAUACAAUCAGAAUUCAAACAAUGUUAAGCUUUUGAAGUGUGUUCUAGCUGCUGGUUUGUGUCCCAAUAUUGCUGUUUCUAACCCCAAAAUUAAAACAAAUGGCCGUAAAUUUUCAAAAUUCAUUACUGCUGAAGAUGGAAAAGUUGAAAUUCAUCCCAAGUCUGUGAAUUCAAUUGAUAGUUACUAUGAGAGUCCUUUAUUAUUAUACCACACAAAACUGAAGACUACUUCAAUAUUUUUGCACGAUACCACUAUGAUUUAUCCAUUCCCAGUGGUGCUGUUUGCAAAAAAUCUUAAGACGACUGGUGAAAAAACUGAUUAUGUUACAUUUAGUCUUAACCCUCAAAUAAAUUUCACCUGUUGUGCUAGAACAGCAAAUUUUAUAAAGCAAGUAAGACAUAGAUUGAAGUGGUUGAUUGACCAUUUAAUGUCGCAUCCUGAAGAAAUAAGUUUUAAUUCAAAUUCAGGCAGUGGAAAAGCGCUCAAACUUGUUGUUGAUCUCGUAUCUGCAGAAGAACAUCCUGGUAUAUUAGAAUUUCCUUUUAUGUUUUAAAACUUACUUAUCGAACAUUUUUUAUUUAUUGAUAUUGUACAAUUUUUAAAAAUAACUUAUAAUAAAUAAUUUUUUUUAAUUACAUAGUUAUGUAUGUUUUUUAAUUAAUUACUUAUUAAGGGCUCGGUGCCAAUGUAAUUAUUGUCCAAAACCAUAUUUUAUUAAAACCAUGUUUGUAGAAUCAA
This is a messenger RNA of Myzus persicae (green peach aphid), 3359 nucleotides long. Its product is annotated as ATP-dependent RNA helicase DHX36-like. Gene Ontology annotation, molecular function: G-quadruplex RNA binding; DNA helicase activity; ATP binding. NCBI's taxonomy places the organism in Eukaryota, Metazoa, Arthropoda, Insecta, Hemiptera, Aphididae. The record is from RefSeq and is a predicted model, not a curated record. The transcript has 18 exons. Gene Ontology annotation, cellular component: nucleus; intracellular anatomical structure; cytoplasm. Bases 1 to 3174 code for a protein of 1057 amino acids.